AUGGGGCACUGCCACCAUCCUCCUCCUCAUCCUCCUCCUCAGCAUCACCCCGCGGCCCUUAAGCUCAGCCCUGCCCCUCAUCCCCACCACCAGCUCCACCACCACCAUCAUCAUCAUCAUCAUCAUAUGGCAGGGCAAAAAAUCUCUAGUCAAACGGCAGCGUUUGGCCCGACGCAGUCACCAGCAGCCCCUUACCCCGUCUCUCACCCAGCCCAGGCUCUGGCAGCAGGUAGCUACCCCGGACACCAUGGUCACCACCACCACUCAGAAGCUGGGAAUCCCUCUCUGUUCACUGGACUCCAUGAGCAGCCUCCCCAUGCAGCUCCAGGUGGCCAUCUAAACGGACAGAUAAGACUGGGGUUACCUGGAGAAAUGUACGCCAGGUCUGAACAUUUCACUCAAGUACCAGCAUCCAGGACAGAGCCUUUUGCUGCUUCUUCACUUCAUAGCUACGGUGGCAUGAACCUGAACGUGAACCUGGCUCCACAUCACGGCCCGGGUGCCUUCUUCCGUUACAUGAGGCAGCCCAUCAAACAGGAACUCAUCUGUAAAUGGAUUGAGUUGGAUCAGACUCCCAAAAAAUUAUGCUCGAAAACUUUCAGCACGAUGCACGAGCUGGUGACUCAUGUCACGGUGGAGCACGUUGGAGGACCCGAGCAGUCCAAUCACAUAUGUUUCUGGGAAGAGUGUCCAAGAGAAGGCAAACCUUUCAAGGCCAAAUAUAAACUCGUAAAUCACAUCAGAGUCCACACAGGUGAAAAACCUUUCCCCUGCCCUUUCCCAGGCUGUGGCAAAGUGUUUGCCAGAUCAGAGAAUCUCAAAAUACACAAAAGAACUCAUACAGGUCAGUAUGUAAAGCUCUCUUUACUCUCUCUCUCUCUGUUAUUCAGCAUACUGUUUUGCUUUAUUUUGUUUUGUUUGGUUUGUUUGUUUUUUCUAAUGUAUCCUUUGCGUUGUUAUUGAAUGCACUCCAAGCACUUCUGGAAAAUAAAUUCUCGGAUUUGUUUGCUUCUUUAACGUUUGGAGGAGAGGGGAGAAAAAAGUGGGGGGAAGAGGAAGCGAG
Nestor notabilis (Kea) is the source of this 1063-nucleotide messenger RNA. Its product is annotated as zinc finger protein ZIC 4-like. Lineage: Eukaryota; Metazoa; Chordata; Aves; Psittaciformes; Psittacidae. The record is from RefSeq and is a predicted model, not a curated record. Gene Ontology annotation, cellular component: nucleus. Gene Ontology annotation, biological process: regulation of transcription by RNA polymerase II; central nervous system development. Gene Ontology annotation, molecular function: RNA polymerase II cis-regulatory region sequence-specific DNA binding; DNA-binding transcription factor activity, RNA polymerase II-specific.